GAUCAAACUACGGAAUUCCAGGUAAACCCAAGCCCUCGAAAUCAAAAUGAUGGUCUCGGCGUUCCUCACUUCCUCUUAUCUCAUUCUAUCUCGUUCGACAGUUGAACCCUAGCGGGAGUAGCCCUCGUCUCCGACGGCCGUUGGCGGAGAGCUGCCAUCAUUUAGGAUCAUCUAACCUCAAUCUCUGAUCUGCUCGAGUCCUAGCUGCAGGGAAGCUGCAGAAGCGGUGGUGGUGGUGGUGGUGGUUCUUUGGACAGUGGUGGUUGACAGAAGUGGAGUUUUGAACAUGAGUUCACGCAGCAGAAGCAGGAGCAUGAGCAGGAGCCUGAGCCGUAGCCGGAGCCGGAGUCCACGAGAUCGCAGGAUCCGAUCUCAGCGCGUUUCCUAUCGUGAUGCUCCUUAUCGGAGGGAGACACGCCGGGGUUUCAGCCAAGGUAAUCUUUGCAACAAUUGCAAGCGACCAGGCCAUUUUGCGAGAGAAUGCCCAAAUGUGGCUGUUUGUAACAACUGCAGUCUUCCUGGGCACAUUGCAUCCGAGUGCACUACUAAGGCACUAUGCUGGAAUUGCCGGGAACCAGGACACAUGGCUAGCAACUGUCCCAAUGAGGGCAUAUGCCAUUCAUGUGGCAGGGCUGGCCACCGUGCCCGAGAAUGCCCGGUUCCUGAGCUUCCACCUGGAGACAUGAGGUUGUGCAACAACUGCUUCAAGCAAGGUCAUUUGGCAGCUGAUUGUACCAAUGACAAAGCAUGCAAGAACUGUAGGAAGACGGGCCACAUAGCACGGGACUGCCAGAAUGAGCCCGUUUGCAACCUGUGCAACAUAUCUGGGCAUGUGGCUAGACAAUGUCCAAAGGCUGAUAUUCUUGGAGAAAGGGGUGGGGCAGUUGGCGGGCGUCCUGAUAUCUUUGCAGAAAGGGCUUCUGGAGGCCGGUAUGGUGGUUUUCGGGAUGUCAUAUGCCGGAGCUGCAACCAGGUCGGUCAUAUGAGCAGGGAUUGCAUGGGGCCCCUGUUGAUCUGCCACAACUGCGGUGGUAGGGGCCACAUGGCUUUUGAGUGCCCAUCAGGGAGAAUAAUGGACCGAGGGCUUCGCAGGUACUAAAUCUACAAUGUCACAGGAAUGCAUGCAGUGAUGAAGAUUUGCCUCGUAUUGGCACCUAUGAAACAUAAAUUUUCCUUGUUGGUUCUCUAGUGGGUUGUUUUAUUGAAAUUUUCUGGUUAUUGGAUGUCAGCUUUGGGUAAUUUUUAUGACCCUAAUGUUGGAUUUUAAUUCUGAAUACUUUUGGGUUAUUAGAAAUGUUUUAAAGGUAUUGAAUCUAUCAUAUCCUAGGUGCAGCCGGGUGAACCUGAUCUUUGGUUAA
Molecule: messenger RNA, 1358 nt
Organism: Malania oleifera
Lineage: Eukaryota; Viridiplantae; Streptophyta; Magnoliopsida; Santalales; Ximeniaceae
Product: zinc finger protein GIS2
Exons: 5
Coding region: 287-1099 (270 amino acids)
Molecular function (GO): zinc ion binding; nucleic acid binding
Source: RefSeq, a predicted model, not a curated record